CCACUUGGAUCCUCCUCCCAUCAAAAUAGGGCCAGGCAGACCGAGGAGAAAUAGGAUCAAGGAUCCCUUUGAGAACCCGAAAAAGCCUGGUCACCUAUCGAGGACCGGGAUAGAAAUGACUUGUAGUGUGUGUCAAGUCAAAGGGCAUAAUAAAAGACGAUGUCCUAACAGAGAGAGUGCUGUUGUUGCAGAACCAGCCCCAAAAAAACCUAGGGGUAGACCAAGGAAGGAUGGUCAGCCCCCUCACUCUCGUGCUCCGUCUGUUACUGCCCCAUCUACCAUAAGUCAAACGACUGAUUCAAGAACAAACACACCCACCUCUGCAGUUGUAUCUUCUCGAUUCACUCGAUCAACAAAUGCUCAGCUUCACUCUACUUCAUGCCAACCUAGCCAACUUGGCAGAGGCGGGAGGAUGAUCCUAGGUGGUAGGGGUUCUAGGGGUGGAAAUACUGGAAGGGGAAGGGGAAACAAUGGAGGGAGGGGUAAAGAGAAAGUACCUAUUGGUGUGGGAAUGUAUGUUGCCUCGGAUGGGACUGCAACAACAAGUGGAGGCAGAGGGAGAGGGAGAGGGAGGGGUAAAAAUCAGAAGCUUACAGUAGCAGUAGCAGUUAGCUAA
Messenger RNA from Spinacia oleracea (spinach), 616 nucleotides. RefSeq names its product secreted RxLR effector protein 90-like. The coding region runs from base 116 to 616 and encodes 166 amino acids. Lineage: Eukaryota; Viridiplantae; Streptophyta; Magnoliopsida; Caryophyllales; Amaranthaceae. The record is from RefSeq and is a predicted model, not a curated record. The transcript has 3 exons.